UCCUCUGCCAUCGAGAUGGUGGCGUCACGCACGAAGCUGCCAGAAAACGUGCAGCUGGGGCGGCUGUGCCCCAAACGUCCGCACGGCUCCUCCACGGGGCUCCGUCCGUCAGGCCUGACCGUCCCCAGCGCCGGCCAUGCGGUGCCAGCAGCCCCGGCCCGCUCUCCAUGGCUCCACGACACCCUCUCCGCCGCCCUGCCCGCCCCUCGCGAUCCCUCUUUCCGCCCUCGCCUUCGCGUUUCCUGUCUGGGCGGAGGAGGUUUGGCCCUGCGACGCCGCCGUCUCCCAGCGGCUGUAGCGAGCGUCAUGGCGGCGGCUCUCUCAAUGUCAGCGGCUCUGAGGCACCUUGUGGCGAGGAGUGGGGCCGCCGCGGCCCGCCUGUCGCCGGCCAGAGAGACCUCCAUGGACUUAAGGUUCAAAUUUCCUAGUCCAGUCCAUAUGCCAGCUUUCAACCACUUUUCAAAUAGGGAGUUCUUAAGGUCACUGAGCACUUCCACAUGGCGGCUGGCACAGGACCAAACUCGAGACACGCAACUCAUCACAGUUGAUGAAAAGUUGGAUAUCACUGCUUUAACUGGUGUUCCAGAUGAGCACAUCAAAACCAGAAAAGUUCAUAUUUUUGUUCCAGCACGUAAUGCGAUGCAGGCAGGAGUUAACAAUACAAAGAAAUGGAAGAUGGAAUUUGAUAACAGGGAGCGCUGGGAGAACCCUUUGAUGGGCUGGGCAUCUACAGCUGAUCCUUUAUCCAACAUGGUUCUUACUUUCUCUACUAAAGAAGAUGCCAUUGCCUUUGCUGAAAAAAAUGGCUGGAGCUAUGAUGUUGAAGAGAAGAAGAUUCCAAAACCUAAAUCCAAGUCGUAUGGUGCAAACUUUUCUUGGAACAAGAGAACAAGAGUGUCUACAAAAUAGGUUGACAUUGGCUGUCUGACUGUGAAUAAAGUCAGCUGUGCUAUAUUUAUAGUCCAUGUAUAAUACAUCUCUUAAUCUCCUAAUAAAUUUGACCUUUAAACUACA
Messenger RNA from Columba livia (rock pigeon), 1014 nucleotides. It is a transcript of the gene NDUFS4, whose product is annotated as NADH:ubiquinone oxidoreductase subunit S4. Bases 16 to 909 code for a protein of 297 amino acids. The transcript is spliced from 6 exons. The record is from RefSeq and is a predicted model, not a curated record. Gene Ontology annotation, biological process: electron transport chain. Lineage: Eukaryota; Metazoa; Chordata; Aves; Columbiformes; Columbidae.